GGCGGUGUUUGAUGACGUAUAUUUCGUCGCAUAGGAAAGUUGAACACCACACAUGUUUCUAUCAGCACAACACACCGGUGAAGAAAACGAAGAUACUCUCUUUGAUCCUCGGAUGAAGAACGACUGGCCAAGACCUGUGCAGCCUCUUAGCCUGUCCUGAUACUUCAUUCAUUCUUUCGACAAACAACAAAAGAAGAUAGGAUGGCACAGACAGUGCGCAGGCUGUGUUUCUGUGAUAAAACGGCACUGGCACCAAUGGUUCGUGUGGGCACAUUACCCAUGAGGCUUCUGGCCUUGGAUUAUGGGGCUGACAUUGUAUACUGUGAGGAGCUGAUUGACAUCAAAAUGGUGCAGUGCACAAGGGUUCUGAAUGACGUUCUGGAGACCGUCGACUUUGUGGCUCCGGAUGAUAGAGUGGUGUUUCGGACCUGCCAGAGAGAGAAGGAUCACGUCGUCUUCCAGAUGGGCACCGCAGACCCCCAAAGAGCGCUGACCGUCGCCCGGCUUGUCGAGAAUGAUGUAGCUGCCAUUGAUGUGAACAUGGGCUGUCCAAAAGAGUACUCCACUAAGGGAGGAAUGGGGGCCGCUCUCCUCUCUACCCCAGACAAGAUCGAAGCCAUAUUGAACACCCUGGUCAAAGGAGUUUCCAAACCGGUGACGUGUAAAAUCCGAAUUCUGCCCUCGCUGGAGAACACCCUCGACCUGGCUCGGAGGAUUGAGAGGACGGGCGUGGCUGCCAUCGCGGUUCACGGCAGGACCAAAGAGGAGCGGCCACAGCACCCUGUCCAUUGUGAUGUCAUCCAGGCUGUGGCUCAAGCCGUGUCCAUUCCCGUCAUUGCCAACGGGGGCUCUCUGGACCUGGUCAAAAGCCACGGGGACAUCCGGUCGUUUCGGGAGGCCGCCGGGGCGUCGUCGGUGAUGCUGGCGCGGGCGGCCAUGUGGAACCCGUCGGUGUUCCGCAGCCAGGGGGCGCUGUCGCUGGAGCGCGUCAUGGAGGACUACAUCCGAUACGCUGUGCGCUAUGACAACCAUCCCUCCAAUACCAAGUACUGCCUGUGUCAGAUGCUGAGAGACAGGGUGGAGUCGCCCCUGGGGAAGCGGCUCCACGCAGCCCAGACCGGCGCGGAGAUCUGCGAGGUGUUCGGAUUGGAGGAUUUCUACGAGGAGAGUCAGGCCCGUCUGCUGGCGAGGCGGAAAGCGCUCCGGGCCGACCCCUGCCUGGCCGACCGGCUCACCAUGGACGGCGACGUCGCCACCAUGCCCGUCAGGUUCGACAGGAGAGAGUACCCGCCACAGAUCACUCCCAAGAUGCACCUGCUGGAGUGGAGCCGGAGGGAGAAGCUGGAGCAGCCGGCGUACGAGACGGUCCAGCGACCACUUGACAGGGGGUUCCAAUCUACUGUGACAGUGGGUGACAAGAAGUACAGGUCUACCUUGUGGGAGAAGUCAAAGAAGUUUGCGGAGCAGGCGGCGGCCAUCGUGUGCCUGCGCGCCCUGGGCGUGCCAGAAGGGCGGAGCGGCGAGCCGGAGGCGGGGCUCGUCAGCAAGCGCAAGAGGGAGGAGAAGAGAGCCGGCGAAUCGGAGGAGAGCUCCAACGGGGUCCCCGACGCCCCCGACUCCGCCUGCAGGAAGAGGCACCUGUCAAAGCCUCUGCAGGAGGAGGUGAAGGGGUAGGAGCGACCGCCCUCCCCCCACCUCCCCCCUCCCUCGGUCCCAGACGCCCAGGGGGGAACAGUACAACCGAACCGCCACCUCAGCCCGGCCUUGGAACUCCUGAAACUCCUGAUACCUUCAUCGCCGGGCUCUUCGGCGCAGUCCGUUGACUGCGUUCUCAUUAACAAGACCCUGCGCUCCGCGAUCAGACGCCUGGGACUGGACUGAGUUUGGGGGGGGGGGGGGGAGAGCGGGUGCUUCUGCCUGUCCGAUGCGGGUUCUCCUUCCUUCCAGGCCACAGGCCCUCUGGACUGCAGAGCUGAAGAGGCGGAUUAGCCGCUGGGAUACCCUCCAGUGAGCGUCAGAGCCGGUCAGGUCACAACUCCAGUCUAGAUUUUAAGACCUCUCUCUUCUUCUGUUUUCUUUUAACAUGCAAUCGUUUUUGUUUCGGGUUCAUUUUUGAGGUAAUUUUUACACCCAGGGGUGUUGAUUUUAUGUCUUCAGGAAGCAUGUUUGUGUUUUAAUAAACCAAGAGCCUUUGAGUUUUCUAAUCAUACUUUUCCCCCCCUUUGCUCAAAGAAGGAUUAUGGUCCAUUACCGGGAAUUAUUUUUUGAGGAAAAGAUACACGUUGUAAAGAAAUGCUAAAACCAGUAUGCGUCCGCAGGUAAAAACCCAGGGAGCAUGUUUUCACCAGGGGCAUCUAACAAGGGAAUGCAAGUCUGGAUGCUGGCAUUGAUACUCUUUUAAAUGUAACAAAUGCACAAGGAUUACAAAACCAAUCUGAUUUUUUUCCCCCUCUACUGAAAGAAAAGGUGCAAAAAAUCAAGUUCCUUGGGGAAAAAAAAAUGCAUGCCAUUGCCAGGAAAUGAAAUGACAUCUGAAUUGUGCUUAACGUGUGCAUGUCACAGUUUCAUUAUCUUUCUUGACCUUUUUGGGUUCCAUUCAUUUCUCUACAAUAAUAGGUUGCAUUUCUGGUAUUAACCAGAUGAGGGCAGCAUAGGCCACUAUUGAAUGGAGAAAAUACAACGAUUACUGGCGUCUUAAUAACAUACAUAACUGUAUUGACAAUAAACUGUUUGAAAAAGGUCAUCAUGUAUAGAAAGAUAUUUAUUUUGUUCAAAUAAGAUUUUAUGAUGGUGAAAAGGUGAGCAUGGUAGGGUUUCGGAGUACUACAUUUCAGAGGAGUGGGGUUCAACUGGAAUUAAUGGUAUAUGGGAGUCUGUUCCUUGGGUCGUUUGCAGAAGACUGUCAAAUCUUAAUAAAACAUUGUGGUUUCAUUCUAAA
This is a messenger RNA of Anguilla rostrata (American eel), 2938 nucleotides long. RefSeq names its product dihydrouridine synthase 2 (gene dus2). The record is from RefSeq and is a predicted model, not a curated record. The transcript is spliced from 16 exons. Lineage: Eukaryota; Metazoa; Chordata; Actinopteri; Anguilliformes; Anguillidae. Gene Ontology annotation, biological process: tRNA dihydrouridine synthesis. Gene Ontology annotation, cellular component: cytoplasm. Gene Ontology annotation, molecular function: flavin adenine dinucleotide binding; tRNA dihydrouridine synthase activity; tRNA binding. The coding region runs from base 202 to 1674 and encodes 490 amino acids.